Messenger RNA from Tetrahymena thermophila SB210, 303 nucleotides. Its product is annotated as antibiotic biosynthesis monooxygenase family protein. The record is from RefSeq and is a predicted model, not a curated record. Gene Ontology annotation, molecular function: oxidoreductase activity. Gene Ontology annotation, cellular component: cytosol. The transcript has a single exon. Lineage: Eukaryota; Ciliophora; Oligohymenophorea; Hymenostomatida; Tetrahymenidae.
AUGGCUGAUUAAAAACUUAGAAUCGUUGCAACUAUUAAGGUGAAGCCUGAAUCAAGAGAUUAAAAUUUGGUUAACGCUUUUAAAGCUCUUGUAGAAGAAACAAAGAAAGAAGAAGGAAAUAUCAGCUAUAUUCUUCAUAAUGAUGUCAAAGACCCUAACACAUUUGUAUUUGUCGAAGAAUGGAGAAGCCCUGCUGACAUAGAAAAGCAUAUGAAAUCUCCUCAUUUUACAGGAUUUGUAGGAAAAUUGAAGGCUCAUUUAGUUGCUGCUCCUUAAAUUGUUACUAUCAGACCUCUUUUGUGA